AUGAGACUUGAUAAUAUUAAGUCUAUUUUUUUAUUAAUAUCAGUUACCAUUGUAAUUGUUAAUGGUACCUUUAUAGUACAUGAUUUUAAUGGCAACGUUCUUAACUCAAUUGAACCAGAACUCUUAAAGCGUAUUCAUCAAGAUUUAAUAAAGAGAGAUCGUCAUCAAAAUGCAACAGAUUUAUUAUCCACGUAUAAUAUGACAAGUGGUAAUUUGUUUAGUAAUCUGUCAACAAGUCUAAUAUCACAUCAACUACAAAAGCGAUCGACCUAUACAAUAACUAUUGAUGCGCAUAUUGAAAAUAUCGGUUGGUCAAACAAUUAUCAAUUGGGACAAGUAGUCGGAACAGAAGGACGAUCAUUACGAUUGGAAGCUUAUCGUAUUAACUCAAAUCCUUACACAUCAGCAAUAUCAUACCGAUCACAUGUAGAAGAUGUUGGGUGGCUAAAUUAUGUCAAUACAAAUGAAAUUUCUGGCACGACAGGACAAUCUCGUCGUCUUGAAGCAUUACAAAUUAACAUUCAACCAAGUAUUGCUCAAAAUUUUUAUUAUCGUUGUCAUUUACAAAAUAUUGGUUGGACCGGCUGGGUAGGAAAUAAUGAAGUGUGUGGAACAACUGGUCAACAUCGACGAUUAGAAGCUUUUGUUUUAAAUAUGUUAGUUUUCUAA
Messenger RNA from Rotaria sordida, 669 nucleotides. The record is from the annotation of a GenBank genome assembly. NCBI's taxonomy places the organism in Eukaryota, Metazoa, Rotifera, Eurotatoria, Philodinida, Philodinidae.